CCCAGCAUCCCUGCGCAGUGAAUCAGACUGACCGACCCACCGAGGCGGACUGAGCGCACCGACGCUGCUCCGUCAGCGGGCACAUGAAGGCUUCCUCCCCCGGGUCAGAGGCGAGUUUUCGGUGAUUCCUCCCCGCUGGUUUCCCUCCUUUAUGGAUGUGAAGUAACAGCGGGCGGCAGCGAGUCGGUUCCCCCUCCAUCUCUGCACUUCUUUCGGCCAGGAUCCAAACCUCCUCUGAACCACAAAAUGGCGGACAUCAUCGAGCUGGGACCCGCCUACGCCAUGUCCCCGGUGCUGGCGGGCUUCCUUGGAGCUGGUGUCCUGGUUCUGGUGGUGGUGGUUCUGGUCCUGCUGUGGUCGUUCUGUCAGCGCCGGUACCUCAGGGUUACCGGGCGCUACAAGCUGCACGGCGACCGAUACUGCGACGCAGAGGACCCCCCGUACAAAUUCAUCCACAUGCUGAAGGGGAUCAGCAUUUACCCAGAAUCCCUCAGCGGCAGCAAGCGGAUCGUCCGUGGAAUCCGCCGCGCCGACCGGUCGGAGCGCGACGGCGAGCGCGGCGGUUCGGCCGGCGGCACGGCGGGCCGGGGAAUGGUCCUGGUGGAUGCAGAGAACAACAUCCUGGACGUUCCGGGCCAGCUGCAGAUGAGUCACCUGGUACCGCCCUCUGGGUCUGGCCCCGCCCACAGCCAGGCCCGGCUGGAGCGGGCGCUGCCGGUCCGCGCCGACUACUGCUGCCUGGACAGCAGCUCGGCUGGCAGCAGCCAGACCAGCAGCAAGACGGCGUCGCCCUUCACCCCCGCCUCCUCGGAACCGGAACCGGAACCCAACCUGGGCUCCGUCAGCCUCAGCGUCGACUACAACUUCCCCAAGAAGGCGCUGGUGGUGACGGUGGUGGGGGCCCGGGGCCUCCCCGCCGUGGACGAGCAGGCCGGCAGCUCCGACCCCUACGUGAAGAUGACCAUCCUGCCGGAGAAGAAGCACCGCGUGAAGACCCGCGUGCUGAGGAAGACGCUGGACCCCAUCUUCGACGAGACCUUCACCUUCUACGGCGUGGCCUACAGCGCGCUGCCCGACCUCACGCUGCACUUCCUGGUGCUCAGCUUCGACCGCUUCGCCCGCGAUGACGUCAUCGGGGAGGCCGUGGUGCCGCUGAAGGGCGUGGACCCGAGCACCGGCCGGGUCCACCUGAGCCAGCAGAUCACCAAGAGGAACAUGCAGUGUGAGACUCGUGGCGAGCUGCUGGCCUCGCUGUCCUACCAGCCCGUGUCCCACCGCCUCAGCGUGGUCGUCCUGAAGGCCAGACAUCUGCCCAAGAUGGACAUGACGGGCCUGUCAGCCAAUCCAUACGUGAAGGUGAACGUUUUCUACGGCCGUAAGCGCAUCGCCAAGAAGAAGACGCACGUGAAGAAAUGCACGCUGAACCCGGUCUUCAACGAGUCCUUCAUCUACGACAUCCCGCCAGAACUGCUGCCCGACGUCUCCGUGGAGUUCCUGGUGGUGGACUUCGACCGGACCACCAAGAACGAGGUCCUGGGCCGCCUGCUGCUGGGCCUGCACAGCCCCUGCCCCUCUGGCGCCUCCCACUGGCGGGAGGUGUGUGAAAACCCACGCAGGCAGAUCUCCAAGUGGCACAACCUGAGCGACUUCUGAAGAAGAGGAGGAAGCAGCUGAGACUCUACCAGUGAUCCCUACUGGGAAACAAAGAUUCAGUGUACAGCUCACACACACACACACACACACACACACACACACACACACACGUAACCAGAUGUGCAACACACACACCGCUGUGAUGAUAGUCCAACUCUCCGUCUCUAUUAUCUCUUCGCCACCAAAACAUUUUGCAAGUUUAAGAAAAAAUCCUGAAGUUUCAUUUGAAAAGAAAAGAUGGCGGGUCCAACGCGAUUUAAAAAGAAGAAGAAGAAGAAACGGCUCCCCUCGUCCUGCAGCUCGCCGCAUGUCUGUGAAGCUCCGAGUUGCAGAGAUCCUCUGACGCUGCGACGCUGCGACGCUCCACCGCGCAGAGAGAACUUCCUCUGUGUUCAGCAUGCUCCCCGCCUGCGACGGUCCGGGUUCUGUCCCGCUCCAGAACUUUCCCAGAAUCCUGAAGAUGCCGGGUUUCGUCCCGGCCGCGUCCCAGCCCCAAAGUACUGCAGCGAAGACCUGCGGACUGAUCCCAGCUGAUGUAACAUACCUGAUUUAUCCUGGAGGCUGAAGCAGAGGCCAGAUGUUCCACUCAACAUCUUCCACCAAAAUCACUCAGAUCUGCUCAGAAUCUGUUUUAACUGUUUCAGUCCCACAGCUUCUUCCUGGUUCACACUAAAUCACCAGAUCCUCACAUACUUUCUCUCUAAUCAUGAGUUUAUUGCAAAUUUUCUGCAAAGAAAAUGAUCAUAAACAUUGGGUUUAAGUGAUCCUAACUCCCACCUGCAGGGGGCGGUGUUUCUUACUCAGAAAAACCCAGUUUUUAAAGUUCUUUAACAGAUACAAAUGUUUCCAUGUGCAAUCUGUUUGCUUCCUAUUGGGUUUUUUCUUCUAUAUGUAGAUUUUGGGGAAAAAAAAUACCAUCAGAAAAUUUGCUAAUUUGAUUACAAAAAUGACAAAACCAACCAUAAAAUCCUGGGGGAACUGAUGGAUGGUGUCAGGAUGAAUAUUCAGACGACCGCUUGCCUGUUUUUGGGUUGAUAAUGUGGAAAACAGUGAAACUGUGAAGUACAAUGAGAGUAUUGCUGUCUUUUAUUUAAAGGGGCAGUACUAUGGAUUUUCGGGGCACCCAGCCCAGGUGUUUUGCGCAGCUGAAUGGUUGCUAUGGAGAUUAAAAGAUUCAUGAAAGAAUCAAAGCAACACUCCAGGUUUGUUUCUGAUGAGAGUAAAAUUAUAACCUGAAGGAAAUAUCAAAAAAGUUGAUUUUCCAUAAAAUCAACUUUUUUAUGGAAGAAAUGUUGAUUUUAUGGACUUACCACUCUGGACUGGUUCUGGACUGGAAACGAGUCCCAGGUGGGUUCUGGUCACUCAGACCAGGAAGCAGUAGGUUAAAUUAAAUCAACCAGAUCGGUUUUUAACUAAUUUAAACUGCUGGUGGCCCACAAAAUCCAUUAAAUUAAAAGUGUCAACUUUGAUGCAAAGUUGACACUUUUAAUUGAUUUUUAACGUAACUUUGCAUUAAAGUUAUUUAAUGCAAAGUUGGCACUUCAUGACAACAGUUGUAGACAUUUCUGAAGACUCCUUCAUGUUAAUAGCAGAUGUUUUGUUACAUAAAGAAUUACCGAAAGUCUAAAGUAAAACCUCUGGAGGUUUUUUGUUUGUUUUUAAUCCCAGUUCAUUAAUAAACAAGCCCACCAGAGGGCGCUCUUCUUUACUAACGACUUAAAAACUCCUGAAUAUAUUCAGGUUUUAAUCAGGCUUUUUAAGAUUAACAGUUCAUUUGUGUUUAUUUUGUACUUUAUUAUCCGGGUUUAAAGAUUUGUCCCGCAGAUAAAUGAAGUUUUGACCUUUUCCUGGGGGCGCAGCCUCAUCUGUACUCUGCUUCACGCCGUCCGCCUCCUUCCCUCCUCCCUGUUUAUCCUUGUGAGCGAUCCGCCACCAGAUGGCGCCGUUUCCCUGCUUGGUUCUGUUUCCCUCGGCUCUGUGAACAGAGAGAAGCCACAGUUUGGGUUUAACGCUGACUGCUGAUGCAGCUUAGUCUGAGUUUAACGUUAAUCCAGCCACAGCUGCUCCACAAACAUUAACUCGUGUAAAUCUGCGCCUCACCUGAACAUUUUGAAGCUGAACGGCUUUCCUCUGAACGGAGCUCCCUGCAGACCAACAGACUGUAGAUUUGUACAGAUGUGAAUUUGUUCGCUGGUUUCCUUCCUGUCUGUUGUCCUCAGAGCUUUCGUGUGUUUGAGCGCCCCCUGCUGUAGACCUGGAUGCUAACCUCUGUGUUGGGUUUGUUAACACUCAGUGGACGUGCAAAUAAAAAAAAGAAGUUAUCUA
Messenger RNA from Gambusia affinis (western mosquitofish), 3978 nucleotides. RefSeq names its product synaptotagmin-11-like. Lineage: Eukaryota; Metazoa; Chordata; Actinopteri; Cyprinodontiformes; Poeciliidae. Gene Ontology annotation, biological process: cellular response to calcium ion; regulation of calcium ion-dependent exocytosis; calcium-ion regulated exocytosis. Bases 247 to 1653 code for a protein of 468 amino acids. Gene Ontology annotation, cellular component: axon; synapse; membrane. The record is from RefSeq and is a predicted model, not a curated record. Gene Ontology annotation, molecular function: phosphatidylserine binding; SNARE binding; clathrin binding. The transcript is spliced from 4 exons.